Molecule: messenger RNA, 450 nt
Organism: Zingiber officinale
Lineage: Eukaryota; Viridiplantae; Streptophyta; Magnoliopsida; Zingiberales; Zingiberaceae
Product: serine/threonine-protein kinase PBL27-like
Exons: 3
Coding region: 1-450 (149 amino acids)
Biological process (GO): protein phosphorylation
Molecular function (GO): protein kinase activity; ATP binding
Source: RefSeq, a predicted model, not a curated record
AUGUCGCAGAUCUUGAAGAGGCUUCAUCGAGGAAGCAGUGGAUCAGGCGAAGGAGACGCACUGGGAGGCGACAAAGGCAAGGGGAAGGCUUCAUCAUCUAAGGGCAAAGGAAAGCGGGUGGCACGCGACGAAGAGAAUGAGAAGUCGGCUCCAUCCGACGGCGGCGAGAGGAAAAAAUCUGCGAGAAAAUUCACCUUCAGAGAUCUCGCCACAGCCACUCACAACUUUAGGGAGUCGAAUCUGAUCGGAGAAGGCGGCUUCGGGAGAGUCUACAAAGGUGAUUCGAUUCAGACUAGGCAAAUUGUGGCCAUCAAGCAGCUUAAGCAGGAUGGUUAUCAGGAGAGCAACGAGUUCCUGGUGGAAGUCCUAAUGCUCACUGUGCUGCGGCAUCCCAAUCUUGUGAACCUGAUCGGCUACUGCGCCGAGGGAGAUGAGAGGCUGCUAGUUUAA